AUGAGUCUCCAAGAAGGUGGCCUGAGUCUCAAGGUCUCUGAGCUGUCUGCCACUUACCAAAACAACGAUAUGGUCAUCUUCGCAACUCUAAAUCUUCCACUUGCGAAUGGUGCAACCAUUAAUACUGUGUGGCAAUAUCGAUCCCUUUCAGAGAACAAUCCUCUGUCACAUCCAACUUCUUGCAACAAUAUCCGCUCCAUUUCCACUCUGAAUCUCGUCUCCGGUGCAUCUUCUUGUGCCUAUGUUAUCGAUGUCGCCGGUUGGGCCACCGAACUCAAACUGGGCGGCGAAUCACCGGGAAUUCAGUUUACCGCUCACCGUGCUAUCGGGAUCGCUCUAUUCUGUCUUGCAACAGUCUUUGCGUUGUUUCUAAGACCCAAACCAAAGCAUAAGUACAGAGUGUACUGGAAUAUCUACCACCACACCAUAGGCUACACAGUGAUUAUUUUGGCGGUGGUAAACAUUUUCAAAGGGCUAGACAUAUUGAGCCCUGACGUGCAGUGCAGAAUCGCUUACACCGCUAUAAUUGUGGCAUUGGGUAUAGUCGCGGCCGUGCUUGAAGCAUUUACUUGGUAUGUAAUCAUAAAGAGAGGGAAAGCAGAGGAAUCUGCGAAAACGGCUCAGCUCGGAAACGCUGGCAGAGAUGUAGGCUGUGUUCUUUUCAUAAUCGCAGAGAUAGCGGCAGCGACGGAGCUAAACAGCAACAGGAACAAUGAGCAACCAAGUUAA
This is a messenger RNA of Microthlaspi erraticum, 729 nucleotides long. The record is from the annotation of a GenBank genome assembly. NCBI's taxonomy places the organism in Eukaryota, Viridiplantae, Streptophyta, Magnoliopsida, Brassicales, Brassicaceae.